CUCUCUCUCUUGUUUUCUUUGGUUUUCUCGCUUCAUUCAGAAGAAUCAGACAUUCAUUCAUUUGGUCACACUGGUCAGACAUGCUCUGUUUCUCUCUCUAGCUGGUAAUGUUGGUGGUUGUGAUGGAGAUGUGUUAUUAUGAGAAGUAAUUAUGGAGUAAGAGAACUUAAUUAACUAAUUAUCAGCAGCAGCAGCAACAACAACAACAAGAAGAAGAAGAAGAAGGAGAAGGAGAGAUUGAUUGAGAGAAAAAUGUUCAGGCUCCACAAGAACAGGCCAGCUAAAUCAGGGGAGAGGGUUGAUUUCAAGUUCUCUCACUUUAAGGCCCUCCAGGUUCCUAGAGGAUGGGACAAGCUGUUUGUAUCCAUUGUCUCUGUAGAAACUGGGAAGCCAAUUGCUAAAUCAAGCAAAGCAGUGGUGCGUAAUGGAAACUGUCAAUGGACUGAAACUCUUUCCGAAUCGAUAUGGGUUUCGCAGGAUGAUUCUUCAAAGGAGAUGGAAGAUUAUUUCUUCAAGCUUGUCCUUUCCAUGGGAUCGGCAAGAUCCGGCAUCCUUGGCGAGACUACAGUCAAUAUGUCGGAUUAUAUAAGUUCAACCUCUUCUGUUCCAGUUUCUCUUCCAUUGAAGAAGUGCACUUAUGGGACAGUUUUGCAGGUGAAAAUUAACUGCCUAACACCAAGAAAAAGGCUCAGUGAUGAAGAAUCAAAAGAGACAAGCUGUCAUUUUGAAGAACCAAAUGCAAAUGGUCUUGAUGUCGACAACAAAUCAAAUGGAUCUAAUAGUACAUUUGGGAGGAGCGUCGGAUCUUCCUCCAUGAAAGAUUUUGGCUUGACCUCAAAUCCUGGAGAGCCUGGCAGUAGAGGAAGUAGUUUCUCUGCAUCAGGUUCACAUAACAGCUAUGACUCGGCAGAGGGUUCCAUAAGGAGGGAUAAUACGUCCCCAGGAAGCAACCUUAGUGGUGAAGGGAACCACUUGAUUGGAAGACAAGAUUCAACCAACUCCCCCAUUAGUACAACUCAUGGCAAUUAUCCUGCUGAUGCCCCUUCUCCAUCAAAUCAUUCAUCAUUUAAUUCCAGGAUUAAUCAGUCUCGGAAAGAUUUUACAGAAUCACCUUUGACAACCACUGAUUCUUCUAAAAACCUUUUGGAAGCUGCAGAAUUUACAAUUGAAGAGCUACAUGCGGAAGCUAAGAUGUGGGAGAGGAACGUGCGGAAGCUAAUGCUUGAUUUGGAGAUACUGAGGACAGAAUUCUCUGAUCAGUCAAAAAAGCAGGCAAAUUUGAAUGUGGAGCUUUCGGCAGCAUAUGCAGAACGUGAUGGCUUGAAGAAAGAAGUUGAACACUUACAAUUGUUGUUUGAGAAUUCAGUGGUGAAACAAACAGGUACUGAGGAUUUAACUUCUCUGGAAGGAGGAACGUCCCAGAAUGAGAAGGCAUUGCAGGAUGAACUGAAGUUCCAAAAAGAAUCUGUAGCCAAUUUGGCCCUGCAGUUGGAGAGAAGUCAAGAAUCAAACAUUGAGCUGGUUUCGGUUCUCCAGGAGAUGGAAGAGACAAUUGAAAAACAAAAAAUGGAGUUGGAGAAUCUUUCAGAACUACAGGCAAAAUUUGGUGAUAUGGAGAAUUCUAUCAAAAUAACUAGAGAGGAAAACAGAUAUUUAAAGCUUCAGCUGCAACAAUUGCAGGAAUCAGAGAACAAGUUGCAAGUUGUGGUGCAACAGCUGGAGCAGGCCCUGGAAGAGAAAACCCAUGAGAUAGAGGAUGGAUCGAGUCUGAACAAACAAACUCUUUUGGAUAUCGAGACGGAAUACAAAAGUAAAUUAUUUUUCAAAGAACAAGAAAUUGUUAAAUUGAAAGCAAAGUUAUCUGAGUCUCUCCAAGAAAGGCAUUCUGCAGAAAUGGAUUCCAUCACCAUGAAUGGAGGUGAAGCUGAUCUUAUCAGAGAAAUUGAAGUCUUGAAAGAAAAGGUGGAGGAGCUAGAGAGAGAUUGCAAUGAGCUGACGGAUGAAAACUUGGAACUCUUGUUCAAGCUUAAGGUAGCAAAGAAAAAUUCCACUGGGGGACACGCACCUGUUGAUCUUCCAGCCAGUGAGGUUUCAGUGACUGAAAAUAAAUCACGAAUACAGAAUGCAGAGGAGAAGUUUAAUAAGAAAGUGCUUGGGGAGAUUACAAACAAUAAUGAUCUUUCAGGUCAAGUACUUGAGAGCUUGAAAAUGGAACUAGAAAUUAAAGUCACUGAACUGGGUAAAGAACUGACAGAGAACAGGUGUGAGAUAGCAAAACUUGAGGCUAACUUGCUAACCAAAGAAGAAGAAAUCGGGGUUCUAAGGCAGGUCCAGAAUGAAUUAGAAGCUAAGGUUUCUGAUCUUCAAACAGAAAAAAUAGAGCUAGAGGAACAAAUGGAAAUUGUGUUAAGAGAAAGUGAUAUAAGCUCUAAGUGUUUGAAUGAUUUGCGGAAUGAAUUAACGGUGCUUAGCUGCAGUGUGAAUUCCCAUGUUUCCUCCAACAAGGUGCUUGAAAGGAAAUCCUCAGAGCUGGAAGCUGAUAAAUGUGAACUGGAUCUUCAUGUGUCAGAGCUUGAACAAGAAAACAUACAAUUAUCUGCACAUAUUUCUGCUCUGGAAGCACAACAAAGAUACUUGACAGAUGAAAAGGAGGCCAACCAAUUAGAAUUAGACAAGUCUAAAUCUUAUUGUCUGAGUCUCCAAGAUGAGAUCAGCAGAUUGAAGAUUGAGAUGGAAUCUGAUAAAGUAGAACUGAAGCAGAAACUAAAGCACUUGGAAGGUCAGUGGUCAGAAGCUCGAGAAGAAGGUGAAUAUCUGAAAAGGGCAAACCCAAAGCUACAAGCUACUGCUGAGAGCCUCAUUGAAGAGUGCAAUUCUCUUCAGAAAUCAAAUGAGGAGUUGAAGAAACAAAAGCUGGAGUUGCAAGAGCAGUGUUCCCUCUUGGAAGCAAAGUUGAAUCAAUCGCAUAAGAGCUUUACCAAUUGCUCCAAAAGAGUUGAAGUGCUGGAAAAAGAUCUUUCUUUAAUGCUGGAAAACAUUGCCUCAAAAGAGGAAAGCCUGAAUUCAGAAUUAGAUGCACUUCUUGAUGAAAACAUGACAUAUAGGGAGAAACUUAACUUGGAAGAAAGUUUGUUCAAUGAGAUGUAUUUGGAGAAGGCAACUGAAGUUGAAAGUCUUCAGCAAGAGGUAGAACAACUUACCAAGAAAAUUUCUGCAACUAAAAAAGAAAGAGAACAACUAGCUUCAGAUGCCAUCCAUGAAGCAUCCAGAUUACGAGCUGAGAAGGCAAUGCUUGAAUCUGCUCUCCAAGAGGUUCAAUCAAAAGCAAUACAGACUGAGAAUGAAUUGAAUGUUAUGAGAACAGAAACGGAACCGAAGCUACAAGGCCUGUCCGCUGAGCUUGCUGCUUCUAAACAAAACCAGGAAUCAACAAUGGCUGAUCAUGAAAGACUAUUGAAGUUGUUUGAGAGUUACAAAUCAAGUGAAGCAAAAUUGAAGACCACUGUGAAUGAUCUUGAACUAAAGCUUACAGUUUCUGAUUAUGAACGGCAACAGCUGGUGGAAGAAUCUACCAAUUUAAAGGUUCAACUGCAGAAAUUAACUGAUUGUCAGAAUGAAGUUUUGGCUUUUAAGAAUGGGCUUGAUGCAACCACAUUUGAGAAAGAAAAAUUGGAAGCAUUACUUCAUUCAAUAUCUGAGGAAUGUGAAGAUCUGAAGGCAGAGAAGAGUUCAUUCCAUGAGAAGAUCUCAACAUUGGAGAAGGCCUUAUUUGAAUUGGAGGAUUGCAAACGUAAUAAAGUUCUCUUGGAGGAAAAAAUUCUGCAGAUGGAAGGUAAUCUAAUUGCUAAAGAGGCUUUAUGUGCACAGGAUGCUGAGCUGAAAAAUGAACUCAACCAGAUCAAGAGAGCUAAUGAGCAGUAUCAGCAGAAAAUAAAGCUACUUGAAGAGGAGAGAAGUGAGUGCCUAAGAAGGUCUCAAGCCCUUGAACAAGAACUGAAAUUAACUAGGGAAGAAAGACAGAAACAGAGGGAUUCUAGCAGUCCAAAGAUUUCCAGCCCCUCAAAAAACAGUACUAAAGUAAUUCCUGUUGGUGAAGAUAUGAAGCUCCCAAAAAAUGAAAUGGCGAAGAACAGCAGUCAUCGACGUGAUAAUAGAAGGAAGCCAUUUUUGAAGACUGGUCAGGUACAAGGACUUGCAAAAGAUCAGAAUCAUCCUUAUAGAAACCAGUAUCAAAGAGAGGACGAUAAUGGAAAUGAAAUUCAUGAUGGAAGUCCUCGUGAUGCUGGAGUUGACUAUGGUUUAAAGAUUAAAUUUCUCGAGGAUGAACUUGUUAAGGCAUUGGAAGCAAAUAACACUUAUAAAGUUCAGCUUGAUAGGAUGUUGUCUGAGGCUCGACACAACCAUUCAGAGACUCGUCGAAAUUCGAAAGCUGAAGCUGAAAAAGCCGCAAAAGAAAGAUAUGAACGCUCGAGAUCAUCUCUAGAGACAGAACUGAAAGACAUUCGCGAGCGCUACCUGCACAUGAGCCUCAGAUACGCCGAAGUAGAAGCUCAGCGUGAGGAACUUGUGAUGAAGCUCAAAGCAGCCAAGGGUGGCAAAAGGUGGUUCUCAUGAAUGAUGAUGGUUCCAUUGAUGUCAUGACCUGUUGAAAAUGACUGCACGUCAUAUUAUAUUCUUGAGGAUCUACCAAUCUCAGGUAGCUUUUUAACGCAUCUUUGUACAUCACAUUUUCCCACCUGAAUGAAUAUUCAAAUGAGUGAAUUAGUGUAGAGGAGAAUAUGCCACAGAUUGUUAAUUACAACUACAGAAUUCAAAUAAAAUGAUUAUACUUAGUUAACAUUA
Messenger RNA from Prunus dulcis (almond), 4842 nucleotides. Its product is annotated as intracellular protein transport protein USO1-like. The record is from RefSeq and is a predicted model, not a curated record. The transcript has 9 exons. NCBI's taxonomy places the organism in Eukaryota, Viridiplantae, Streptophyta, Magnoliopsida, Rosales, Rosaceae. The coding region runs from base 253 to 4614 and encodes 1453 amino acids.